Camelina sativa (false flax) is the source of this 444-nucleotide messenger RNA. Lineage: Eukaryota; Viridiplantae; Streptophyta; Magnoliopsida; Brassicales; Brassicaceae. The record is from RefSeq and is a predicted model, not a curated record.
AUGGAUGUCGAGAAGCCCAAGAAGGAAAGCUUGGCUCUUUCGGAGCCCAUGGAGGUUGUGAAGCCGAAGGAUGAGAAAAAAAGAACCGGCUACCAUUGGGUUAUGAUUGGAAUUCCCCACAAAGGCAAUGGGCUUGAUUUUGAGAAAUACUCAUGGGGACAGAAUCUCCAAGAGGUCACAAUUAACGUUCCGGUGCCAGCAGGCACUAAGUCAGGGUUUGUGACCUGUGAAAUCAAGAAGAACCGUAUCAAAAUUGGUCUCAAAGCGCAAGAACCAAUCAUUGACGGAGAGUUCUUCCAUCCUGUCAAUCCUGAUGACUGCUUCUGGAACAUCGAGGAUCAAAAGAUGAUAUCAGUGCUCUUGACAAAGCAAGACCAGAUGGAGUGGUGGAAGUAUUGUGUGAAAGGUGAACCUGAGACUGACACUCAGAAAGUUGAACCGUAG